This is a messenger RNA of Zootermopsis nevadensis, 4944 nucleotides long. Lineage: Eukaryota; Metazoa; Arthropoda; Insecta; Blattodea; Termopsidae. The record is from RefSeq and is a predicted model, not a curated record.
GCUGAUUGCCAACAUCCGGAACGGAUAGGCACUUUGAGAAGAAGAAGCUAUGUGAGUCCUGUUGCAAUGCAUAUAACCUCCCAUCACACAGAAGAAUCAGAAGUAAUGAUGAUGCUUCACAGACAUUUGGGAGGUGACAGUAUACAAAAUUGCCAGCAUUCAGGACUGUGAGGAGCCUGCUAAAAAGAUUACCAAAGUGGAUCCUGUGAAGGUGACAACAAAACGGACUGCAACAUUUGUGCCCCUGCAGGAUGUGCUGGAUGUUGAUUGGUCCAGUGAAACUUACAUCAAACGCCUUCCAAAGACUGAUUGUUCUUACUUCCUUAUAAGAGUACUCCUUGGGUUUCGCAGCAAACGUGGGCAUGACCCAAGCCCUGAGAAACUGCAGGAGGACAUCAAACAGCUCUACAGCAUACAUAAUGAAGUUCUUGCCAAGUUGGAAGUGCCAGUAGACAAAGUGCCAGAUGAACUGUUCAGAAUGUCUGAAGAAGAAAAUGUACGUAUUCGGUUCGUAGUUCCGAAGGAUCUCAAGGGUGAGAGUCUUUGCUCGGACGAUAUGAAAAUGGCAUUUCAGAGUUGUGUUGAACAUGAGUUGUCACCUGAGUGGAUCUCUGAACAGAGUUGUGCUUCUCUUGAACCAUCAAAACAAGAUGUGUUUGUGUUCCAGCAGUUCGAAGGAGAAAUAUUUUCUAAAUAUGUGAACCUAAAGUGUGUCAGGUUGUUAGGUCCCAGGUGUGUCCUGUCAUGUCUAAUGGAAGGAUCACCUAUUCCAGAGAGUUGCUCGCCCAUCUUCACAACAGCUAUGCGAGGUUUGGUUGUUACCACAACAAAUUUUUCUGGUCAAGAAAAGGAGGACUUGGUAAACAAGAUUAAAUACAUGGGUGCACUGUUUUCUUCCAAGUUGGUUGGUGGGACGACACAUGUUGUGGCGAAGAAUGUUCUCAGUGUCAAGUAUGAGAAAGCAGUAGAAAGAAAUCUCCCCAUCAUGACUGGGCAGUGGGUGCAUUCUGUUUGGGAGGCAAGUUGCAAGAGGAAUAUUCAUGCUUGUGAUCCUGAAUUUCAAGCUUACAAGUGUCCAGUGUUUCAUGGUCUCACUAUCACUUGUUCAAACUUGCCGCGGCAACAGAAAGAAGAAAUUAGGAAACUUAUAAAUGACAAUGGUGGUGUUUUCAGUGGACAGCUUGAGUGUGACAAUACAAAACUGCUCGUCAUUGCUAAUCUGACUGGAGAAAAAUACAAGUAUGCACGUGAAUGGAAGUUGCCAUGUGUACUUCCAUCUUGGGUUUGUGAAAGUGCUAAAGAAGGUUAUGCAGUUUCUGUAGAACCUCAUCUCACACCGCACAAAGAAGUUGUCAGAUGUUCAACACCAAAUCCUGAUGAGACACGUUUAUUACCACACUACUCCAUGGUAAGCGCAAUUACAGAGAGUGAUGCUACACAUGUAAAUGAGACUGCUGCAGAUACUAUAAUAGACAGUUUUCUUACAAAGAAAGUUGAUGUGAUUAGAAACGCACAGACUCAGCCCUCAGGUGCUUCAAAUUAUUCAGAAAUAUUAGAGAAACUUGAUUUGACAGAAGCCAAAAAGGCAGGACCUUUUUUGGAUGGUUGUAACGUUUAUUUGAGCGGAUUCAAUUUGGAACAAUCUGAGAAAUUACGUCGCGUGCUCAAUGGCGGGGGAGCCACGAGAUUUAAUGAAAUAUCAGACUCUGUGACCCAUAUUAUCAUAGGAGAUAUUGUACCUGCUGAUUUGGAACCUUUAAAAUAUACUGGCUUCAGACCAUAUAUUCUGACAGUGAAUUGGGUGACAGAGAGCAUGCAGUUAAAAUGUCCUGCUCCUGAAGAGGCAUUUCUGUGCAGUGAUGCAUUGCUACAAUCAGUGGAGCCUCCAUCACCUUUAAGCAAGAAGGGACUACAGUUAUUACGAAGACCAAAUGAGAGACCAAUCCCCUGCCUUGAGCUUGCUAGCAGCAUGAAAACCACAAGCCAAUCAACCGAAAAAACAUUACCUGCUGUGCCUGUUGAAUUGGUUGAUCAGUACUUACACAACUUGAAGUCAGACAGUGAUGCAUUUCAAGAUUUGGGAAGUGGUCAUGUGGAUAAGCAAUCAACAGAGCCUGCAGACACAACAGCAGUCUGCCACAAUCCAGAGCAGGACAGCACACAGUAUACUGAAUCAACAAUUGUACCUGUGUUCAGUGACUUAACUUUUAUCAUUGUUGACUAUGAAGAUGAGGUAAAGGAAUUGUUGAUAGAUGCCAUUGAGUCACGUGGUGGACUUGUGGUUGGCCAGACCUUCAGAGGAAUUGCUCAUUAUGCUGUUGUGCCUUUACAUGGUGCUAAAAUGUCUCAAACUGCAGUUGAGACUGUGUCAUACUUGUGGGUGGAGGACUGCCAUCAUCAGGACGAGUUGAUGCCUGUGUUGUAUUAUCACCGCCCUGUGUCUGUUGAUGUGAACAAACAGCCAUUGGCUGGUUGUGUGAUUGGCAUCAGUUCCUAUACUGGAAAGGAAAGAGACUUCAUCUUUGCACUGGCUCAGCUCUUGGGAGCUGUAACCCAAGAAACAUUUGCACGAAAAAGCAAUGAGAAGAAGAAUGCACUAGCAUCAACACACUUGAUAUGUUGUGAACCUGGAAGCCAGAAGUACAAUGCUGCUUUGAAAUGGAAGCUGCCUGCUGUGAGUCAUGAGUGGCUUUUAGCUUGUGCUAAGGAGGGACAGCGAGUCAAUGAGGACACUUAUCUUGUUGGAGAGAGUUCACGUUCUAUAAAUAUGCCUUACAAAGUAACUGAAGCUGCAAAGACAGAUGGCUCAGCAGCUGUCCAGAUGAAGGAUGAUAAGUCUAAGCCUGAAGGCAGUAUUGUUGAUGCACAGGCCGCAGUGCCGGAAUUGAAGGCUGUUAAUAAAAGAGUUGUGGAGUUGCAGACAAACACUGCAAUGGGCCCUCCUAGUCUUCCUGUAACACCUUCCUACAAAAGUAGGCAUGGCUUUAGCCAGGAAUCUCCAUUACAUAUUCCAAAGAUAUCAGAAUCGACUCCAAAGAAUGAUACAGGUUGGCCAGGAGAUCCAAAUCAGCCAACUCCUAAAGGACCAUUUUCUGUUUCUACGCCUCAAACUCCAUAUGGCCAGGUUCUGAAGCCUGACCCGUCACCUGACACAAAAAAGAACUGGAAGAAGUGGAUUGAUAAUUUUCCUGAUUUUGGGAAGGAGAUAGUCUCUCCAAAAAGGAAGAGAAAACUGAGUACCCCGAUGUCUGAGUUGAAGCGCCGCUGUUGGCAAAUGAUUCUUCCGAAAGAUAAACAACCAAUUCAUGAUGUUGCUACACAUUCUCAGAAUGGGAUAGAUUCCACAGCGAAUCAAGUUGUUCCUGUGUCCUCCAAUGGAAAGCAGACUUCAUGUUCAGGAUCUCCACUUGUCUACAGAAUGGAUGGAGAAGCAUCAAGUUCGCAGUCUUUAAAUCCAUCACACUCAACUGGAGUUCAUACUCAGCUGGCACAGUUAAAUCAGCUUCUGUCAAGUCGACGGUCUGGAAGUACAGACUCUGAGCCCAAAAUUAAACGUGUCUGGCCUAGUGAAGCCAAUGUACAUGAGGAUCAUUUGGAUGAUGUUAAGCAGGCUGACCCUGAAAUAGAACAGCUAAGGAAGGAAUCCCAAGGAUUGGUUGGCUGGGAUGAUCCUAUAGAUGUUAAUGAGCUGAAGAGGAAGUCACAUAGCAGCCAGCAGCCUCUCAAGUUCAUGUUGUCAAAUGUUGGGGACCGUGAAUAUUAUGAAUCAGUCAUCCUGUCUCUUGGGGGUGAGGUGACUGGCAAACAUACAUUUGAUCCUUCUGCAACUCAUCUUGUUUGUAGUCGCCCAGGUCGAAGUGAGAAGCUUUUGGCUAGCAUUGCAUCAGGAAAAUGGGUGUUACACAAGGGGUACUUGGAUGUCUGCCAGAAGGAAAAACAGUUUGUCCAGGAGGAUGAAUUUGAGUGGGGCAAUCCAUCUGCAUCAUCACUAAUGCGUGACCUUAAACUUGAUUCUCUCGAACAUGACCUGGCACUUUCGGCGUAUCGGUGGCGUCGCAUUCUUACUGGAGAUAACACAGGUGCAUUCAUGGGCAUGAGGGCUGCAGUUUGCAUUUCUCGUGAGAGAGAAGAGCCAUUCAAGAGACUUGUUCUUGCAGGAGGGGGUCGUCUGGUAGACUUCAGCAAUCUCGAUGAAGCCACUCAUUGUUUUGUGGAACUGAGUAAAGCAUCUCUGCCAGUGGACCUGUCCGUGUUGGUGAAGAAGAGGAUACCGUGUGUACCUCCGCUGUAUCUUAACGAUUACCUGGUCAAGAAUCCACCUCCACAGGCUCAUAAUUGUGUUGUUCCAGAAUAUAAGCUUCAACUUCAGGCAUAUUAGUUACAAGUUUCCUUUGGGUUUGUUCAGUUAUGUUUUAAAAUUAAAUAAGAGAACAUGAACUACAGGUACAAAGGAUAUAAUUUUAUUUUGCUCCCAUGUUUAUUAGGUCUGUUUGUUCCAUUGUUGCUGACAUGCAAACAUGUCACAAAUCACUUGGAACAAAUGACAUGUUGCAAAAAAGUGUGUUUUCUUGUGUGUGUGUGUGUAUAUAUAUAUAUGCACUUCUCAUUUCUUUUAUUAUGCUGUGUAGCAGAAGACAUAUUUCACAUGUGGACCCAUUCUCAGCGCAUGUUCUGUCCUGUACUUUACUUACCAGUCACACUUUUCACUUAUCAUAUUUGCUUAUUAUUCCAUUUCAUGUCCCAACCUUUAUCAGUCUUGUGUCAUGGCUUACACGUGGUUCAGCUGGCCAUGUGUUGCAAGGCACACAAAUUAUGGAAUUGAAGUUCAUCUAGUUUAAUCCCCUAUUCCUGUACAGUAUAUGUUAAUUAUUAUGUAUUUAUGGCUUUUAAUAUUUUCCAACAAUUUUUAUUAAAUGAAAUUGUAUAAAACUCUUGCAUACUUAA